AUGAAGCUUCUUCCUCUUUUAGGAAUAAGCUCUUCCUAUGCUUUUUCAAAAACUGAAGGUCAUUAUCAACUCGAUGAUGGUAAUGGCGUAGGUAUCGACGGUUGCUUAGUUUGUGAGUAUAUCAAUGUCGCCGCAAAUGAAGAUGCUGCCCGAGAUGCGCUGGCUGAUGCUUCGAGUACUAUUCCUUGUAUCAACGCAAACACCGCUUCUCCUGUUGCCAAUCUCGAUGGCUAUCCCGGAUACUCACAUGAGGUUGAGAAGUAUUGUGUCGCAACUUUCUUCAUGUUUGAAGCAAAAGACAUGAACAACAAGGUUUUCUAUGGUGUUCGUCGAACGGUCGCCGAGUCAGAGAUCGCCAAUGGAAACCGAGUUGAUCUCGAGCACUACGACGGUGUCAAGGGGUACCAGCUGACAGGAUCUGACAAGGGUCAGAAUGUUUUGUUCACCGCCCGAACUGACGAAAACGGAGCCCAAUUCUUUGCAAUGGACGGUCGAGAUGACUUUGUUGACGACGAAGCUACUGAUCCUACUGUCAGUACUUCUAGCAUUCAAGUCCAGACUGAAACUCGUUGUCUUGUCUGCCAUGGUUCUCAAGAAUUUUCAAACUAUCCUGGACAGGCUUCUGAGGUAACGAUGCCAUGCUGGAAUCCAUCCGGCUCGAACACUUUCGCAACUGACUCAAGUGCAAGUCUUAAUCCUGAAAAAUACUGUAUUCCAAGUGAAACCGGUCUUUGCUACACAAAGACUUUCCAAUACGGAACGAAGGAUACCAGAGGAGUAACAACCUCAAAUUGGAUAGUUAUCGAGCGAGGCUGCGUUGGCGCUGAUGAUCUCGCAACGCCAAAUACAGACAGCGGUGAAGCUCUAACCGGUAACACAAGAUCAAUUAGCAACGCAAUGAUGAAUGUUCGAUUCUACGCUGCCACAAAUUCUGCGUCUAAAGCAAAAGAUAAUGCAAAGUAUCCGGACAAUGAUGUUUCUACUCAAACUUUUUUCCAGCUAACAAGUGGAAGCGCCACUUCGUCAACUCAAUACGAUAUCCGACCACUUACGGUCCAGUUUAGCUCUCCCGAUGGAUCUGGCAAGCCCGAUGCUCCUUCUUAUUCAAACAGCAUCUUUGAUGAGCUUGAAUGUCUCCAAUGCGUCACUCCAAUUGGUAACACUGAUAAUACCAACGACUGCGUAAAUGCGAAAACCACUGGCCGCGUCCGAUGCAAAACCUUGAGCUGUUCAUCUGUCAGUGCUGCGUACAAGCUUGGCGAAGACGCCUCAGAAAACUUUUACUUUGCCAAAAGAGGAUGCACUCCUGAUCCCGAUGAUGGCGUUACCGAUGGCGAGCAACGUAUUGCCGAUCCUUAUGUUGUUCCACAGGGAUGGACUGACAUCAAGCAGCAAAAUCAGCGAUCGACCACUGCUAAUGGUAACACUGGCCGAGCAUCCACCGUGUCCACCGCUCAAAUUUUCGAUUGCUUCUCUUGCGAGAGCAGCUUUUCCGAAACUAUUUCCGGUGUCAACGCCGGUGAGCCAACUUACGAUUCAGUCAAGGACAAAGACAACGCUCUCUGCUGGCAGACUUUCACACCAACUCAGGAUUCAUCCACUACCGCUACUGGAACUUCCGGCUCUUGCACCGGUAGAUGCUUUGUCUCUGCCUACAAGUACAAGCAAAGCGUUGUGAAUGGCAAGCUCCCCGCUACACAAUACAACUGGUACGUCAAGCGAGGGUGUGAUCAGGAUGGACUCAUGAUUGACAGCAGCACCGCUGCGGAGGAUAUCUAUGGCGUCGCAGUUACCAACCGAGUCUGUGACUACUCUAAUGGCACUCUCUGCAAUGGCAACGUCGCCGCCUACGAGACCACCCUUGAGAUUCAAACUCAAACAGCACGACUUCUGCAGUGCUUCAAGUGCGAAACCGAUCCCGGAAACACCAAUAAAGAAGACAAAUGCUACACCGUUUUGUCUACAGAAAAGGCCGAGAACUGCCCAGAUCUAUCUUACACCUCUUGUGUCACCACCCAAUCUUCCUACACUGUCAAUGGAGAAGCUGUCUACAACAUGAAGCGAGAUUGCCACAAGGGUGAGCGCGCUGGUGCAUCCGCUCUCGUGCCUGGCUUCAACAACGUCUACUCCAGCACUGAGUACUGCAGCUCUGGAUCAUGCAACAAAGCGGCUGGUGUUUCUUCUGAUGAUCUUACUGAGGCUGUCGCCGCAGCUCCCACCGGAGAGACUCCCACUGAUUCUGGAGCUUCAGUUGCGCAGAUUUUCUUUGCUCUCAAUGCUGUCCUCCUUGCUAUGGUGUUUUAA
Oikopleura dioica is the source of this 2304-nucleotide messenger RNA. The record is from the annotation of a GenBank genome assembly. NCBI's taxonomy places the organism in Eukaryota, Metazoa, Chordata, Appendicularia, Copelata, Oikopleuridae.